Messenger RNA from Pistacia vera, 954 nucleotides. Its product is annotated as NAC domain-containing protein JA2-like. Gene Ontology annotation, molecular function: DNA binding. Gene Ontology annotation, biological process: regulation of DNA-templated transcription. The transcript is spliced from 4 exons. Bases 1 to 954 code for a protein of 317 amino acids. Lineage: Eukaryota; Viridiplantae; Streptophyta; Magnoliopsida; Sapindales; Anacardiaceae. The record is from RefSeq and is a predicted model, not a curated record.
AUGACACAACCGAGGUCAAUUGAGUCUCCACUAGUCUUAGAGUUGAAGGCCUUGCCUGAUACUCUAAAAUAUGUUUUCCUAGGACCCAACAAGACCUUAUCAGUGAUCAUUGCCGCCAACUUAGAUAGUAAGCAAGAGGAAAGAUUAGUGGUGGUCUUGAUAGCACAUAAGGAAGCAAUCGGGGAUCGAGUUGAGGUUUUAGUGAAGUUGAUGCCAACUGGGUUCAGGUUCAGUCCCACCGAUGAAGAGCUUAUCGGAAUUCUUGAAAGGAAAGUUCAUGGCCAAGAAUUGCCUCUCCAUGCCCAUUUCAUUUCUGAAACAAAUGUUUAUGGGUUUGAUCCACAAGAUCUCCAAUGGGAUCAUAGCAUGAUGGCGACUAACAGCGAGAGAUAUUGCUUCGACUUAAGAACAAAUGACUCUCGAGAAGUAUUAGGUCGAGGAUGGUGGAGAGCUACAGGCCAUGUUAAGAAAAUUCAUAUCAAUCAACAUUUGGUGGGUUGCAAGAGACCUUUAUCAUUUCACAGGUUUUUAGAUAAUGAUAGAAAGCGAAAUAAAGCUUUGAAGACCAAUUGGAUCAUGUAUGAAUAUAGCAUUUCUUCCACCAGAAGUGAAUGGAGAAUUUGUAAGAUCAAACAUAAGGGGAAACCAAGUGUAGAAGAAGAGGUGGAGAAUCUGAAUAUGAAUGGAUAUUACACAUCAUUGAGAAAUUGUUUUGAAGCCAGUAGUUCAAAUUCAAUAAUAGGCAUGCAGCAGCAGCAGCCAUAUUUUAUUGGUGAAGCCAGCGGCUCAAUGGCGCCCAUGCAGCAGUACAGUAAUAUUGGUUCUUUUGGUGAAGAAGAUGAAGAUCAACAGCUGCGAUCACAAACUUAUAAUUUUACACAAAACAUGAUAGAGAUGCAGCCAGAAGAAGCUUCAUAUGAUUAUUAUCAUCCUUAUCGCUUCGAUUAUUAUUAA